Marasmius oreades (fairy-ring Marasmius) is the source of this 1062-nucleotide messenger RNA. RefSeq lists its product as uncharacterized. The record is from RefSeq and is a predicted model, not a curated record. The transcript has 2 exons. Lineage: Eukaryota; Fungi; Basidiomycota; Agaricomycetes; Agaricales; Marasmiaceae. The coding region runs from base 1 to 1062 and encodes 353 amino acids.
AUGACCUCGACCUCAGCUUUCUCAGCUCUUUCUCACGGCCUUCCGCCAUCGCUCGAAAACGCGCCUCCUACCAUAAAUAUUGACCUUACUUGCGCGUUAUUCGCUCUCGAAGUUGAAUGCAGGAAGAUGAAGAUCAAGAAUGAAUCCACAAGGGAAAUCCCUCGCCUUUAUCGAAUCCUUGGCCUUCCUCUCACUCCUCGUGCAACUCGUUCGUUCUCGUUCUCGUCCUCAACCUAUGUUUCGUCGACAUCGGCUACUUCGUUCGAGAGAAAUCCGCCUCGGGAAUCUAACAAGGAAGUUCCGCGUUCGAGUAAUGCGACCGGUGAUGUGGACUACUAUGGUCCAUUCUCUACUCGCGGAUUCUCGGGGAAGCCAUGGGUGAAGAAGGAGCCGUUUCCUUCUAUAGCUUUCGGGAUUCGCGCGAACAGCAUGAGGCAACCGAACGCAACCACUGAUGAGAAUGGCUGUGGGUGGUCCUCCACGAACGUCCAUGCCACAGUUCCGACGAAGAAGCAGAGGAUGCCACGAGGAUAUCUGGAUACAUCGACCCUCUCCGCUGAACAGAAGAUUAUCAGACGACCAGCUCCUAAACCAGCUCCUAAACCCAGUGUCGACGACACCCUGUUCUCCGAUUCCAUCAGUGGGAACGUCGCUAGACACCUGCCAGCUGCUUCGCACACCUUCUCUAAUGCUCCGGCAUUCAGUAACGAAGCCAGCCGAACUGCACCCUGGAGGCGGGGGAACACUAUUCCACCGCCUAUUCAGUCCCACAGGAGAGACAUGGGCCUCGCUUCGUUCGUGGCUGUCACCUAUCCCGACGAAAUCGUUGAACUGCAUCGUAGGAGGAUCUACCCAUCGUCGACCGAGCCCGAGAGCAACUGGUGUGUAGGCGAAACCAUCGAAUACGUUCGUCGUCGUGAUCUCUAUCCAUACGACACCGUCAAGCCAGUCGUCAAGACGUCUACUGUUAAGGUUGGUUCACCGAGACCGGUGAGCGUCAACCGGUAUCGUGAGACGCAAAAAUGGUUGCAGAGUUUGGAGACAGCGCUAGCAGCUGAUUAG